AUGGAUGUCCCGGUGUCUCGCGAUGGAGAUGGGAAGCUCCAGGACCCUGUCAUCCAGUCUAUACCCGACACCGAGAUUGGAGCACAUGUCAAUGUCAAUCUCGAGCAGCCCACGGCCCCUGACCAGUUCGAGGAGAGCUCCCGCACCACCCGCUCAGAAAUCUGGGCUUACUAUGCUUAUUACAUUGGGAACAACGGGCUGUCGCUCUUUAAUUUUGCACCCACUGCUUUCCAAAACCUACUGUCUCAGGCUGCAGGCGAUGAGGGACUUUUGCUGUUUGCUGGCAAGCAGCGAUCCAUUGAAAGCAUUGUACUCCUCUGCAAUGGGAUCUCCUUCGCUAUCCAGGUCGUCGUCUUCCUCAUUAUCGGAAGUUUCGCCGACUUUGGGACCUGGCGGCCGAAUAUCCUGAUCGGCUUGUCAAUUAUUGCGUACGGCAUCGGCUUUGGCUGGCUGGGCGUCCAUGACCCGGAGAAAUGGCACAUCGCGAUUGGGUUAUACAUGGUCGGGCUGAUCGCCUACCAGACAACCCUAACAUUCUGGACAGCUGCGUUCCCAGGCCUAGCGCGCAAUACUCCAGAGAUGAAGGCCAAAGCAGAUGAAUACCAAUCCGGGAGUAUCUCGCGAGAGGAGUACGACUUUGCCGACACGAUGAAGCGCAGCCAGUUGGCCAACAUUGCGUUCUACGUGCAGUCUGUUGCAGAGGUCUUUAUCCUCGCUAUCAUUGUUGGAAUUAUGUUCGGGCUUCGUGUCGAUGACAGCGAGCAGAACAAUAACUGGGGGCUGAGCGUGCUUAUUGCGUUUGCUACCGGUGUUUGGCUUCUUGUUUCGCUCCCUUGGUUCUUCCUUGAGAAACGGCGGGCUGGACAGGAUACGAUGGGUCGGAGUAUUGUGGUUGCUGGGUUUCAGCAGCUCUAUAUGGCCGUGCAGCAGAUUUGGAAGCUGAAGCAAAGUUUGUUGUACUUGGUUGGGUACUUCCUUCUCGGCGACUCUCUCAACACAACUGUCACUGUGAUUGCAACCCUGCAAAACAGUAUAGUAGCCUACAACACACUCCAGCUAACAUACCUGUUAAUAGUGGGUAUCGCAGCGCAGGCAAUCGGCAUCUACGCCUUCUGGACAAUUCAAAAGCGUUUCUCCCUGAGCCCCAAAGCAAUGUUCAACGCCGUCGCUGUCGCCAUAAUCCUGCUCGACGGCUGGGGCAUGGUCGGCAUCUGGACGCAGCGCUUCGGCUUCCACAACAGCUGGGAAGUAUGGCUCUACCAAGCCUUCUACGGUCUCUUCGUCUGCCCCUGGUACAGCUACAGCCAGAUCAUGAUCUCGGAAGUGACGCCGCGCGGACACGAGUUCCUGUUCUUCUCGCUGUUCAGCAUUAUCGGCAAAACAAGUAGUUUCAUUGGCCCGCUGGUCUCGAGUGCUAUUAUCGAUGCGUCGCCAAGUCAUAAUUCCAACAUGCCAUUCUAUUUUUUGUUUGGGCUGAGUGUGUUUAGCUUUGCGGGGCUUGGGGGGUGGUUGGAUUUGGCGAAGAGUAGGGUUGAGCAGGAGGCGUUUUUGAGGGAGAAGCUGAGAAGGCAGAGGGAGGCGGAGACUGAGUCAGAGGUGGAUGCGUAG
Messenger RNA from Aspergillus puulaauensis, 1608 nucleotides. RefSeq names its product MFS transporter. Bases 1 to 1608 code for a protein of 535 amino acids. The record is from RefSeq and is a predicted model, not a curated record. The transcript has 5 exons. NCBI's taxonomy places the organism in Eukaryota, Fungi, Ascomycota, Eurotiomycetes, Eurotiales, Aspergillaceae.